Molecule: messenger RNA, 1398 nt
Organism: Fusarium keratoplasticum
Lineage: Eukaryota; Fungi; Ascomycota; Sordariomycetes; Hypocreales; Nectriaceae
Exons: 1
Coding region: 1-1398 (465 amino acids)
Molecular function (GO): NADP binding; flavin adenine dinucleotide binding; N,N-dimethylaniline monooxygenase activity
Source: RefSeq, a predicted model, not a curated record
AUGGGCUCCUACCCUCCGGCGUCGUUCGACGUCCGCAAGAUCGCCAUCAUUGGCGCUGGUCCGGCUGGCCUGUCGGCUGCCAAAUACCUCACGGCGCAGGGGUCCUUUGACCAGAUUGUCGUCUUUGAGCAGCAGGACCAGGUCGGUGGCAUCUGGAACUACAGCGGCCUCGCUCCAGGAACUUGUCCGGCUCCCCAGGAGGACCCCUUCUGUCCUCCCAGUGAGCCUAUACGCUGGUGCGAGGGCGCCGCACCCAUCUUCACCUCGCCCAUGUACGAGCAGCUUCACGCCAAUCUCCCCAAUUCUGUGAUGAGAUUUUCCUGCCAGGCCUUCCCCGACGAUGCCAGGCUGUUUCCUGAACGGACCAUGAUCCAGGACUACCUGCUCAAGUACGCUGAGGACGUCAGGCCCCUGAUUCGCUUCUGUCAGCGGAUCAACCGGGUGACUUUGAAGCCGCAGGAGAAUGGUCGAGACAGCUGGGAGGUUGAGGCGCAGUCGACAGUCGACGGCAACCUCACUGUUGCAGAGUUUGACGCUGUCGUCGUCGCCAACGGCCACUACACGAUCCCCUUCAUCCCAAACAUGAAGAACCUCGCCGAGUUCAACGAGGCAUAUCCUGGCGUCAUCACCCACUCGAAGCAGUACCGCACUCCUCAUCCCUUCAACGACGAAAAGGUCAUUGUCGUUGGAAACGGCCCCUCCGGCCUGGACAUUGCUCUGCAGAUCAACCAGCAGUGUAGGAAGCCAGCCAUCUUAUCUGUGCGGCAUCCUACUGCCCCGGACAGGCUAGCCCAUUCAGGCUGCGAAGAAGCGGCUGAGAUUGACGAGUUUUUGAUCGAGGAGAAGGGGGUCCGCUUCAAGGAUGGCCGGGUCGAGAAGGACGUUGACGCCAUCGUCUUUUGCACUGGCUUUCUUUACGGCUUCCCCUUCCUUCCAGACCUAAACCGCAAGCUCGUCACUACAGGACGAGGUGUUCACGGGUUGUACAAGCAUGUAUUUCACAUCCAGCAUCCUACUCUCGUUUUCCCUGGCCUCAACAUGAAGGCAGCCCCGUGGCCGCUCUGUGAGAGCCAAGCAGCACUCUUCUCGGCGGUGUGGUCCAACAACCUCAACCUGCCUAGUAAAGAUGCCAUGGAAGCGUGGAGCCAGGCGCUAGAGCAGGAGGAGGAGGGGGAUGCAUUGCAUGUGUUUGGUCCCGAUGGGGACGGUCACUAUAUCAAUGAGCUGCAUGACUGGGUCAUGACAGCCCAGCGGCUGGGCAAGGAACCUCCGCGGUGGGAUGAUGAGCACAUGUGGCAGCGCAGCGUCUUCCUCGAGGCCAAGGCACGCUUCGAGCAGCUGGGCUGCACAGCGCAGACGCUCGAGGAGAUUGGAUUUCACUACCAGCCGAGGCCGUAG